Molecule: messenger RNA, 732 nt
Organism: Acipenser ruthenus (sterlet)
Lineage: Eukaryota; Metazoa; Chordata; Actinopteri; Acipenseriformes; Acipenseridae
Product: dynein heavy chain domain-containing protein 1-like
Exons: 5
Biological process (GO): microtubule-based movement
Cellular component (GO): dynein complex
Molecular function (GO): dynein light intermediate chain binding; dynein intermediate chain binding; minus-end-directed microtubule motor activity
Source: RefSeq, a predicted model, not a curated record
UUCAAUGUGGCACAUGCCCUGGAGAAGGUUAACGAGGGGUUGUUGAUGGCAACGCAGCUAUCUCUGUCCCUCCCAGUGGACGAUGGCGUUCUCAGACAGACCAAGGAGCUCAUUGAGAGUUUCAGCCAAUAUCUUCCCCUACUGGGCAAGCUCAGCAGCCCAGUGUUCAAGCAAAAGCACUGGAGAAUCCUCUUCAGAGGUAUGGAGUUGGUGUAUGAGCCUGUAAUCAAUAUGUCAGUCUCAGACCUGCUCUCCAAAAACCUGCUAGAGCACCAGGACCUAAUCAUUAAGACCUGGCAGGAAGGGAAAGCAGAGUUUGACAUGGAGCAGGUCUUUAGGAAGUUACAGAGGAGAUGGGAAGGAGAGGAGUUCAGAUUGGCCAAUUUCAUCCUUACAGAGAUCCAUAAGGACUUGCCCCCUGACCGCUCCAAGCGACCCCCCAGUGGAAAAUUUCGGCAACCAGAGCAGGGGAGACGCUCACGGGACACUGGCACCUUCACAAUCAUUGGUUCAGAGGAUCUCCGGACUCUGAUUGAGGACUGUGUCAUGACGCUCUCUAUCAUGACGUCAUCCCCUUACAUCUCUGAGUUCAGGCAGGAAGUGGAAAACUGGGAGCAGCUACUUCAGCAAUUGGAGGAGCUACUGUAUCUGUGGGAAAAAUUCCAACUAAAAUGGGUUUUCCUGAACAGAGUGUUUUAUGAGAUGGAAGUCGGUGUUGAGAAGCCAGAACUG